UACAACUGGCCGCCCAUCUCCGCGGUCCGUGCAGAAUGGGGGAGAUGACCGGAGGCGACCGCCCCCCUUCCCCCGCUCGCCUAUCUCACUCCUCCGAAAAACAUCCCAAGACCACUCUAACGGAACUCAAUCUCCUCCGUCGGCAUCGGGAGCUCUGCGACGUUGUUUUAAAUGUGGGGACUCGCAAAAUAUUCGCUCACCGAGUAAUUCUGAGCGCGUGCAGUCCCUACUUCCGGGCGAUGUUCACGGGGGAGCUCGCGGAGUCUCGCCAGACUGAAGUGACCAUCCGCGACAUCGACGAGCUGGCCAUGGAUCUGCUCAUAGACUUUUGUUACACUUCUCACAUCGUCGUGGAGGAAUCGAACGUGCAGAUGCUGCUGCCAGCGGCUUGCCUCCUGCAGUUGACCGAGAUACAGGAUAUUUGUUGCGAGUUCCUCAAGCGGCAGUUGGAUCCUUCGAACUGUUUGGGCAUCAGGGCGUUCGCGGACACUCAUUCGUGCCGGGAGCUGUUGAGGAUCGCCGAUAAGUUCACGCAGCACAACUUUCAGGAAGUUAUGGAGUCUGAGGAGUUCCUGCUGCUGCCCAUAGGUCAGCUAGUCGACAUUAUAGCUAGUGAUGAACUCAACGUACGUACAGAGGAACAAGUUUUCAACGCCGUCAUGUCGUGGGUUAAAUAUAACGUUUCCGACAGGAGGCAGCACCUUCCCCAAGUAUUGCAACAUGUUCGCCUGCCCUUGUUGAGUCCCAAGUUUCUGGUGGGUACGGUGGGGUCGGAUUUGUUGGUUAGAUCUGACGAGUCUUGCAGAGAUCUGGUAGACGAGGCGAAGAAUUACCUGCUGUUACCACAAGAAAGGCCGCUCAUGCAAGGGCCUAGGACGCGGCCUAGGAAACCGACUCGAAGAGGAGAAGUAUUAUUUGCCGUCGGAGGAUGGUGUAGUGGUGACGCAAUAGCCUCGGUUGAGAAAUUCGAUCCUCAAACAAUGGAAUGGAAAAUGGUCGCUCCCAUGAGCAAAAGGAGAUGUGGUGUGGGCGUGGCAGUACUCAAUGAUCUUUUAUACGCGGUGGGCGGUCACGAUGGCCAAAGUUACCUGAACAGCAUCGAAAGGUAUGAUCCACAAACAGAUCAAUGGUCGUGUGACGUUGCACCAACUACUUCCUGCAGGACUAGUGUGGGGGUUGCGGUGUUGGAUAAUUUGUUGUAUGCCGUUGGAGGUCAGGACGGUGUUCAGUGUUUAAACCAUGUCGAAAGGUACGAUCCGAAGGAGAACAAAUGGACCAAAGUUGCGCCGAUGACUACCCGACGGUUAGGAGUCGCCGUAGCGGUGCUCGGGGGUUACCUCUACGCGAUUGGGGGCUCGGACGGUCAGUCACCCCUGAACACUGUAGAGAGAUAUGAUCCUAGGCAUAACAAAUGGACUUUGGUGAGUCCGAUGUCAACCCGUCGGAAACACUUGGGAUGCGCCGUCUUCAAUAACUUGAUUUAUGCAGUCGGAGGAAGGGAUGACUGCAUGGAAUUGAGUAGUGCGGAAAGAUACAAUCCACACACGAAUUCUUGGAGUCCGAUAGUGGCUAUGACAUCAAGGCGUAGUGGGGUUGGGUUAGCGGUUGUUAACGGGCAGCUAUAUGCAGUGGGUGGUUUUGAUGGAACUGCUUACUUGAAAACAAUAGAAUUUUACGACACUGAGCAAAAUCAAUGGAGACUGUGCGGAUCUAUGAACUACAGACGACUAGGCGGCGGAGUAGGUGUGAUGAGAGCUCCUCAAACAGAAAAUCGCAUUUGGUAGUUGAGAAACUAUAUAUAUACAUAUUAUCGAUAAAAACUAUCUGGCCCUCUUGAUGUGAAAAAUUUUAUAUUUAUUGUUGAUCAUCUAUUUAUCCUAUACAUAUAUGAUCUGUGAAUCAAUAAAUUUCGUUGGUGAUCAGGUAUUAAGUUGGCAGCUAAUGAAAUAUGUUGAAUUUUCAGAUUCUUGAAAGGUUGUUGAUGAACUGGAUGUAACUUUGUGUUUUAAUAUUCUAUUUUUAUUUUAGAUGAUGUUGAAAAUAUAGGCAUUGUAUGAAGGUGUUUACCAGGAUCACACCUGGGCUGUAAUAUAUUUAAUUGUGUAUGAAAUUAUUACACGUUUGGGGGGUGCACAUUCAGCCAAACACGACUAACACGUUUUAAUUUUGAUUGUCUGGAAUGUAUAUGAAAUAUUCAUCUGUAAUUUCUUUGUGAUAAAUAUAUAGAGUCUCUUGAACAAUUUGCCUAGGCUCUCUCAGUGAUUACUUUGAGAUUGGAGACUGCUUUAUGUUGAAACAACAUAUGAAAUUUUAACUGCGUCAAGGAGAGAUGCAAACAUACCAAGAAAAUUAUUAUUUUGAAUUGAAAAUAUUAAUUUCUCCCUACACAGCAGGUUCUAACAAAUGCCUCACCCAGAAAACAACUACUUUCCUGACUAACACCAAGACUGACAUUAGAUUAUAUUCAACAGACAUUUGUGCAAAUUUUCUCGCAGAGAAAAUUCUUGCAGAUGCUUCUCUUUCGUCCAGCAACAGGACCUUUCUGAAAUCGAUUUCAGAGUAUUUCUCCUAUAUUGAAGUUAAGGGGACGACAUCUGUUAUGAAGAUGUUAUCUAUGGGAUGGAUUGCCGAAUAAGAUUCGUCCUCUGGCGUUCCCUGCAAAACAUUCAUGAUCCAACACGCUGUUUCGAAUCACCAAAGAACUCAUCAGAGGUGUUAGGCUAAAGCUUAGCCUGAUAUAUUACAUCUCCAAAGGCAGAAUGAAUCUCGUUUGGGAAAGUCAAAGCUUGACUUUGCAACCUUGUCUGAAGUCCAGAAAUGCAUUUCACCUCAAUAAAGUAGUGACAUUUUAAUCUUGUGAACUCAAGCUCAGGAAACAUCACUUGUACCAAAAUUCUAAUAGAAAUAGAAUCAGUCUCAAAACCCAAUGUCUGUUAUGGUAUUAGCCAGGAAUUUUUUCUAUUUUGGCAGGAAUUUCACAGAUCCUACUGUAUAGGAUUGUUAGGAUAUUUCAAUUCAAAGUAUUAUUUUUUUAAACAGGUUUUAAUCAUCUAUUAUACAUCAACAUAUGGCGAACUUCAUGUGGGGGUCUCAAUGUUAUAUUAGAUCAAAAGUAUACAAUUUAUUGAAUUGGUUGAACUUGGGGUGGGUAUUUUUAUUGUAAAUUUUGAUCAGAGAUAUGGUGUUGUUUUGAAAAGUUAAUUUAGCAAUAUUUCAAUAUUUAACAAAAUUUAUAAGAUUAAAGUAUUAAAAAUGAAGCAAAACUGUACCAAAGAAAAAUGUUGAAAUUGAUUUAUUGUGAAAUAAUAAAGAAGCUACAUGUAGG
Leptinotarsa decemlineata (Colorado potato beetle) is the source of this 3325-nucleotide messenger RNA. RefSeq names its product Kelch-like protein diablo (gene dbo). Lineage: Eukaryota; Metazoa; Arthropoda; Insecta; Coleoptera; Chrysomelidae. The record is from RefSeq and is a predicted model, not a curated record. Gene Ontology annotation, molecular function: protein binding.